CUGAGUAGGGGUCGGAGCCGAGCUGGGGAAGGGCUGGAGAAGGGUGAGACUGAAGGAGUGUCUUCCUGCUAGCGAGAUCGCGGUAGUGUACGGGAGUGGGCGGAGAUCUGUGCGUGAGAUGUAAGGCUUCUAGGGUGAGAGAGGAGGUCAACAAAGGUAUAAAGGAGAGACUUUGAGAUCCACAGGUGUGAGACGGGGUGAAUGGGGAGUGAUACGGAGGUCUGUGGGGCGAGAGGCGAAGUCUGAGUCGAAACAGUGAUCUGUAGGAAUAAGAUGGGUCUAUAUGGGCAGUGUAGCGUUUUGUGGAGAGAGAGAGGGGUUAGAGGAGGGACACUGUGGGGAGACCCACGGGGGCGAGAUUGGGAUGAUGUGGAGGCCGUUGGAAGGAUGUGGGAUUCUAGCCGAUUGGAUAGGGAAUGAAGUGUUAUUGGGCAGGCCAUUGGCAGUGGUGUAGUAGGUUCAUGGGUGAGAUGCGAGGCUCUGGAGGAACACACAGCCUUUGGGGGUUCAGAUGAAGUAAGAGACCCUCAAAUGCCACAGCCUUGAGGAACAAGAGAAGGAGGAUGCAGGCUUCCGCCACCAUUUAUCCACACAGGAGAAGACCCUUCAGAUCUGUGUGGUGGGCAGUGGCCCUGCUGGCUUUUACACAGCCCAACACCUGCUAAAGGGAGCUCCAAGCUACUGGCUGUGCUCCUAAGACAGGACCACGUGCAGCACGUUUGGGACAGUGGCACUUAGCUUGAGUCAGGCACUGAGCACAGCAUCUCGUAGCAUCCUCAUGACAACCUGCAAAGCAGGUGUCAUGCCUCUUGCUUCACAGCAGCACCCCCAGGCCCAUGUGGACAUCUACGAGAAGCAGCCCGUGCCCUUUGGCCUGGUGCGCUUUGGCGUGGCGCCUGAUCACCCCGAGGUGAAGAAUGUCAUCAACACAUUUACCCAGACGGCCCACUCUGGCCGCUGUGCCUUCUGGGGCAACGUGGAGGUGGGCAGGGACGUGACGGUGCCGGAGCUGCGGGAGGCCUACCAUGCUGUGGUGCUGAGCUACGGGGCAGAGGACCAUCGGGCCCUGGAAAUUCCUGGUGAGGAGCUGCCAGGUGUGUGCUCCGCCCGGGCCUUUGUGGGCUGGUACAACGGGCUUCCUGAGAACCGGGAGCUGGAGCCAGACUUGAGCGGUGACACAGCCGUGAUUCUGGGGCAGGGGAACGUGGCUCUGGAUGUGGCCCGCAUCCUACUGACCCCACCUGAGCACCUGGAGGCCUUCCUUUUGUGCCAGAGAACGGACAUCACGAAGGCAGCCCUGGGUGUACUGAGGCAGAGUCGAGUGAAGACAGUGUGGCUAGUGGGCCGGCGUGGACCCCUGCAAGUGGCCUUCACCAUUAAGGAGCUUCGGGAGAUGAUUCAGUUACCGGGAGCGCGGCCCAUUUUGGAUCCUGCAGAUUUCUUGGGCCUCCAGGACAAGAUCAAGGAGGUCCCCCGCCCAAGGAAGCGGCUGACGGAACUGCUGCUUCGAACGGCCACAGAGAAGCCAGGGCCGGAGGAGGCUGCCCGCCGGGCAUCAGCCUCCCGUGCCUGGGGCCUCCGCUUUUUCCGAAGCCCCCAGCAGGUGCUGCCCUCACCAGAUGGGCGGCGGGCAGCAGGUGUCCGCCUGGCAGUCACUAGACUGGAGGUGAGUCUCAUGUUUCCCAAAGACACCUCGUUCCCAGGCCUCUGCCACCCCAGCACCCCAGCCUGGUGUUGCCCGCACUCUCCCCAACAGGGUGUCGGUGAGGCCACCCGUGCAGUGCCCACGGGAGACAUGGAAGACCUCCCUUGUGGGCUGGUGCUCAGCAGCGUUGGGUAUAAGAGCCGCCCUGUCGACCCAAGCGUGCCCUUUGACUCCAAGCUUGGGGUCAUCCCCAAUGUGGAGGGCCGGGUUAUGGAUGUGCCAGGCCUCUACUGCAGCGGCUGGGUGAAGAGAGGACCUACAGGUGUCAUAGCCACAACCAUGACUGACAGCUUCCUCACUGGCCAGAUGUUGCUGCAGGACCUGAAGGCUGGGCUGCUCCCCUCGGGCCCCAGGCCUGGCUACGCAGCCAUCCAGGCCCUGCUCAGCAGCCGAGGGGUCCGGCCAGUCUCUUUCUCAGACUGGGAGAAGCUGGAUGCCGAGGAGGUAGCCCGGGGCCAGGGCACAGGGAAGCCCAGGGAGAAGCUGGUGGAUCCUCAAGAGAUGCUGCGCCUGCUGGGGCACUGAGCCCAACCCCAGCCCCAGCCCCAGCCCCUGCCCCUGGCAGGGAAGGGAUGAGUGCUGGGAGGGGAAGGGCUCCAUCCAUCUGAGUGGGACUUUGCAACCUCUGCUGAUCCCAGCCGGCUGUGGCUUGGAGGCUUGGCUGCUAUUCCAGCGUCUCCUCCCUCCUAGGGAAGGUUGCCCUUGCGACCAAGAGUUUAGCUUUCAGCAACCGAGGUAACCUUAGGGACAGGUGGAGGUACGGGCCUACCUAACUCCUUACCCACCUCUCUACUGCUGGACUGUGGAGGGUCACCAGGUUGGGAACAUGCUGGAAAUAAAACAGCUGCAACCAAGAGC
Messenger RNA from Rhinopithecus roxellana (golden snub-nosed monkey), 2563 nucleotides. It is a transcript of the gene FDXR, whose product is annotated as ferredoxin reductase. The record is from RefSeq and is a predicted model, not a curated record. The transcript is spliced from 12 exons. Lineage: Eukaryota; Metazoa; Chordata; Mammalia; Primates; Cercopithecidae. The coding region runs from base 779 to 2230 and encodes 483 amino acids. Gene Ontology annotation, biological process: ubiquinone biosynthetic process. Gene Ontology annotation, cellular component: mitochondrion.